ACGCACCACCAUGACAGAUGCAGAGAAUGCCAAUCAGCUGCUCCCGCUGCGCACAUAAACUUCCCACACAGUCUGCUCCACACUUCUGACACACUUCACAGUAAACCAGCUUACCGACCUGCUGUUGACAACCGAAACAUCAACAGAACCCUCAGGGGAAAAUGGAGCCAUCGGUUCUGCGCCACGUCUAACGUUUAAGACCAGAUCCUGAUCCGUAAACUGAGGCAUGUUACCCCGCGAUGUCGCGAACCAGAAGCCAGGCGGGCGGGUUUCAGAGCCGUUUGACGGAGGAGACCGUCCGACGGUUCCGCCGCGGCGCUUCAAGAACCGGGAGUUCCCCAUGAGCGCAAUGCGCCGCUGGUCCGGUUCCGCUCCGGAGCGAAGGGUCAACUGCGUUCUGGUCGGAGACGGAGCCGUGGGGAAGAGCAGCCUCAUCGUGAGCUACACCACCAACGGAUACCCCACGGAAUACAUCCCCACCGCGUUUGAUAACUUCACCGUGAUGGUUGUGGUUGAUGGGAAACCAGUCAGACUGCAGCUGUGUGACACCGCUGGUCAGGAUGAGUUGGAGCGCCUCCGGCCGCUCUGCUACAAGAACGCAGACGUCUUCCUCCUCUGCUACAGCGUGGUUCGCCCCUGCUCCUUCCGCAACCUCACCAACAAAUGGGUUCCUGAGAUCCACCAACUGUGCCCCGGCGUUCCCCUGGUCCUGGUCGGUACCCAGCUGGACCUGAGAGAGGAUGUGGACGUUCUGAUCCACCUGGCGCAGAACCAGCAGCGGCCGGUGAGCACCGAGGAAGGCCAGAGGCUGGCCCUGGAGCUCGGGGCGGUGGGCUUCGCGGAGUGCUCCGCGCUGACCCAGAAGAACCUGAAGGACACUUUUGAUGCAGCCAUCCUGGCCAGCUUCCAGCAGACGGAGAGUACCGUGGCCCAGCAGCAGAGGCUGACUCUGAGGAAGAAGACCCCGGAUAAGAUUAAGAGCCUGUCAGAGGGAUGGUGGCGGAAGCUCAACUGUCUGAUUGGAGAGGGGAGCUGUGAACUCAAAUGAGAAGUUAGAUGUUGUUAGUUUUUAUUUUAGCCAGCUGUUCAGUGAAGGCAUCACAACCCAUGAGAUCAGAAACACGUGCAUACAGGACAACUUAGAAAACUGCACACAACCUUCAUUAGUCUUUCACAAUCAUACAGUCAGUGGGGAGUGUUGAGAGCAGAGC
Molecule: messenger RNA, 1211 nt
Organism: Cyprinodon variegatus (sheepshead minnow)
Lineage: Eukaryota; Metazoa; Chordata; Actinopteri; Cyprinodontiformes; Cyprinodontidae
Product: cdc42 homolog
Exons: 3
Coding region: 227-1048 (273 amino acids)
Biological process (GO): small GTPase-mediated signal transduction
Molecular function (GO): GTPase activity; GTP binding
Source: RefSeq, a predicted model, not a curated record